UAAGCUAACUUAUAGAAAGGAGGAAGAGAGAAAUGGUCAAAUCAAAUCUGAGAGAAUUAAAUGGAGUAGCAACUUACUCAAACGACUUGAGUGACCACCAAAGCAAGUUACCUGAAUCGGAAAGCCGAGGGCGUCAGUUCCCAGCUCAAUUCAGCACCAUGGCCAGCAACCAGCGGGGCUGCGUUGUCAUUGGCAGUUCCCACGAACGAGCUUGGAUUUCAACCUCUCGAAAAUAUUGCUUGAACCUACUUGAUGUGGACACCUUCUCAAAGUCAGAUCCUGUUGUUGUGCUUUUUAUUCAAGGAAUUGGCAGUAAAGAAUGGCGGGAGUAUGGAAGGACCGAAGUCAUUGAAAAUGCAUUGAACCCAGAUUUUGUGCGUAAGUUCGUCCUGGAUUACUUCUUUGAAGAGAAGCAGAACCUGCGUUUUGAUGUGUACAAUGUAGACUCAAGGAGCACAAACAUUUCAAAACAUGAUUUCCUUGGUCAGAUUUUUGUUACACUGGGAGAAAUUAUUGGAUCUCCAGGCAGUCGUAUGGAGAAAACAUUGAUGGGCGUCCCUGGCAAAAAAUGUGGAACGCUGAUCUUGUCUGCAGAAGAACUGAGCAACUGUCGGGACAUUGCAACCAUGCAGCUCUGUGCUAAUAAGCUGGAUAAAAAGGAUUUCUUUGGAAAAUCAGAUCCGUUUUUGGUCUUUUAUCGGAGCAAUGAGGAUGGGACGUUUACCAUCUGCCACAAAACUGAAGUGGUGAAGAAUACAUUAAACCCAGUCUGGCAACCAUUUACUAUCCCAGUCCGAGCACUAUGUAAUGGGGACUAUGACAGGACAGUGAAAGUGGAUGUCUAUGACUGGGAUCGGGAUGGCAGCCAUGAUUUCAUUGGGGAGUUCACCACAAGUUACAGAGAACUGUCCCGCGGUCAAAGUCAGUUCAAUGUCUACGAGGUUUUAAAUCCAAAGAAAAGAGGGAAAAAGAAGAAGUACAUCAAUUCUGGAACAGUGACUCUUCUUUCUUUCAAAGUAGAAUCUGAUUUCACAUUUUUGGAUUACAUUAAAGGCGGAACUCAGCUAAAUUUCACUGUGGCAAUAGAUUUCACCGCAUCUAAUGGAAACCCUUCACAGCCAACUUCUCUUCACUACAUGAACCCAUAUCAGAUGAAUGCAUAUGCCAUGGCGUUAAAAGCAGUUGGAGAGAUCAUUCAGGACUAUGACAGUGACAAGCUCUUUCCAGCAUUAGGGUUUGGAGCAAAGCUACCGCCAGAUGGGAAAGUAUCCCAUGAGUUUCCACUGAAUGCAGAUCCUGAGAACCCAAACUGCAAUGGAAUUGAUGGAGUUUUGGAGGGAUAUUACCAGAGUUUGCGUAGAGUACAACUAUAUGGACCAACCAACUUUGCCCCAGUCAUCAACCAGGUUGCCAGGUGUGCAGCACCUGUGACCGACGGCUCUCAGUAUUUUGUGCUGUUGAUUAUCACAGAUGGGGUGAUCUCGGAUAUGGUACAGACUAAAGAAGCCAUUGUUAAUGCCUCAGUCCUUCCAAUGUCAAUAAUUAUCGUUGGAGUGGGACCUGCAGAGUUUGAUGCCAUGGAGGAACUGGAUGGAGAUGAAGUUCGGAUUUCCUCUAGGGGGCGUAUUGCAGAACGUGACAUUGUCCAGUUUGUCCCAUUCCGGGAUUAUGUUGAUCGAUCUGGAAAUCAGGUUUUGAGUAUGGCACGUCUUGCCAAGGAUGUUUUAGCAGAAAUCCCAGACCAGCUGCUCUCCUACAUGAAGUCAAGAGGCAUCAAACCACGGCCGGCACCUCCCUCUUACAUGUCUGCCUCACAACAAUCAUUCCACACGAGGAUCUGAGGAAAUCCACUCUCUCUUCAAUCAUUUAUAAACUGCUUUUAAUAUAAUUCCUAUUGGAACUUCUGUACGUGUGUGCACGUUAGCGAGAGAAACAGACAAGCAUUGAACAUGCUUGUGUUCCACUGUCGAGACAUUGGCCAUAUUUAUUCCAAAUGCUAAUGUCAUUGUUGUGUUCGUGGUUAACUGAAUGGAAAUAAUGGAAACUUGCUGGAUGAGGUCCAUCUAUUAUGUUGAGUUUGUAGCUUUGUAUCAGCUGCAGCCUCUCCUGUUCAGCAAUCAAACAAACUGUCAUUACGUGCUUUACUGUGUCCUGCUGUGAGCAGCCGGAAAUCAUCAUGCUCCCAUUUCCUAAAAGCCUGUAAAUGCACUUUCGACAUUUAUCCAGAGUGAUCUAGAUAUUUGGUGCAAUGCCAAUAGUAACAGUGACCACAAUAACCAUGAAAGACCAUAAACUGGGUUCUGUCAUCAGUUUUUGAAGCACAGGCAAUUAAAACUCUUACUCUGCCUUGAUAAAUUAGAAGUGACUUUGGACCUGAUGAGAUUCAUGUAUUCUGGAUGCAGUAAAAUCUAGUUGGAUGACAAUGAAUAAUUCAGUUUUCCAACCAAGUUAGUACUAACUUCAAACUUUGUACACAAAACUUUUCCUUGUCUCUUUAGGAGGUCAACGUAAAAUGCAGUAGCUGAAGUUAACAUUGCCCUUCUGCAUAGCAUUGCAACAUGAGCACAUACAUGCACAGGUUGAUCCAAAUAUACUGCACUCAUCAUGUGAAAGCAAUUGGUACUGUCAUCCUCAUCCUCUGCUGACCCACAUAUGUUGUAAUGCCAUCCCUAAUACAGACCUCUUGUGCCCACAUCUCUGUCUGUAUAACCAACCAUUGGAUGAUACAUAAAAAUGACACUGGGUUAACUUGCCUCUAGUUUACACCUCACUGGCAGAGGUUAAUAGAAGAUUCACUCCUCAUAGUGGGAAGAUUCAAUUACUGCUGUCUUUAGUAGGAAUUAGUCCAUUGGGUGUUCAUGAGUAUAAGACUGUAUCACACCACUGUCACACACUUUGUUUACAUGUAAGUGCACUGUCGAACAUUUGUGAUGGUGAUGGCUUUGUUAUUUUUAAUUUUCUCUUCCCCCAGUUAGCUGCACCCUGACUGCAUUGGGCAGACAGCUGCUCUUUGCUCUUUUUGAAGAAGCCCUUCACUCUUAGUUAGCCCCUCGCACUCAAAAUAUUACAAUCCUAUAAAAUGCAAAGUCACAGCACCACAUUUAUAUUAUCACUCCAGCAUGUACAUUGGAACUGCAAUAUGCCAGCUGCUAGUAUCAUCUAACCUCAGCUUUUCCUUUCAAAGCUUCCUACAAUAGGUUCUUUAAAUUUUGGCUUUUGGACAUCCAUGGUUGAUAAUUACUGCUGGGGUCCAUUUCUACUUUAGGACUGCAAUUGUGGGGGCAUGCGGUUUGUGAAUGGUUGCAUGUUCCCAUUCAUGAAGAUUGCAUCACACUGCUACAGAGCAUCAUGGUAUGUACAGUUUGAAUCUUCAGUAUUGCCCUGUUCAUCAGCCUGCUGUAAAUCGGAUCACAGGGUGAAAUGAAAAAUUGACCUGAUAAAAAUGAAGUAUAAGCCAAGCACUUUUUGUGAUGUAGAAUAUCAAUACAAUGCCAAUUCAAGGGUCAUGCCAAACAAUGUGUGUUUUUCAUUAAGAAUCUAUUAAAAGAUGUAAAGGAAAA
Molecule: messenger RNA, 3560 nt
Organism: Stegostoma tigrinum
Lineage: Eukaryota; Metazoa; Chordata; Chondrichthyes; Orectolobiformes; Stegostomatidae
Product: copine-9-like
Exons: 21
Coding region: 33-1841 (602 amino acids)
Biological process (GO): cellular response to calcium ion
Cellular component (GO): plasma membrane
Molecular function (GO): calcium-dependent phospholipid binding
Source: RefSeq, a predicted model, not a curated record